AUGGAGACAGCCCGCUCAGCUAAGCGUGCCCACGACGUCGCUGCCCAUGCGCACUCGGACAGUAGCGAUGACGAGGAGCAUGUCAGCGAGAGUGCCCUUAUCCGUCGUCGUACCGGGCUCGAUUCUGGCAUUGAUGUCGCUUUCGCCCAGCUUUCUGUCGAUGCCGCUCCGUUCGCCGGGCCUGACACCGCUAGCCCUCAAGCCUUGACCAAAUCUGCGCCCGCCCGUGAUGUCAGCGCUCAGAUCAAGCGAGACAAGCGCAUAGAGAUCAACUUGCUCAGGGGGCAAGCUCACGAACUGCGCAAUGAAGCCGAACUCCUGCGACGAGCAGCGAUGGGCAUCAUGCGUGCCGAAGUAAAGCCCAUGAUGGCACAGGUUGUCCACUUGCAUCGCGAGUACAAAUCGUUGCGCAAGUCAGCAGUAGCUCCCGACUUUGGCCGCCAAGAGAUCAAUCCCAAAGCGUCUCAGCUCGAGUACGAGGCCGGUAGAUUAGAAUCAUACGCUGAUCAGCGCGAAUGGUAUGCCGAUCGAAAACAGCGCAAGGCCGACAGACUCGACGCCAAGGCGGCCAUGCUCGAAGCGAAGCUCGACGUACUCAUGCAUGGCAGCUCCAACUUCGCACAGUUGGACCCUGCCAUAGCCUCGUCCGCGCAUGCUUCGACCUCGAGAUCGAAGGCAGGCGUCUACAUCGACAAGAUGACCGUCGAGUCAGACGGCACGAUACAACUUGACAAAGUCGUUGUGGACCGAUGCGGCCACGGUCUCUGCAUCAACAACAUCACGACGCAAGGCGACGGUCAUCUUCAUCUUGCUGAAGCCAUCAAGGCCAUCCCGCACUGGUCGUUUGCUGGGCUACACGACAACGAAAGCUCGUGCCUGAGCAACCACGAAAGGGCACCACCUCGUCCUCCCUAUCGAUCAAUUGACACUUCGUCGGCUGCGCCCGAGCUCGUCAAUAGUGCAGUCAGGGGAUCUCAGACGAUGUCAAGCCAGUCUGCAUCCUCCCGACCGACCCGGACGAGACCCGUCUCUUGCUCUUACAGCGGUACUGAGAAGGAAGAGAAGCUCACCAAUGCUCGCAAAAAGCUACAAGCCUAUCGCGCGCGAACGCGACAAGCCUCAAGCAAUGCCUCGACGAGCUCAGUCCUGUCAGUCUCUGCACCACCCACGAUCAGCCAGAUUGGGGCAAGUAGCGCUCUGGGCAACGGUCGAUCUAUACACGAGCGCAGGCAUAGCAAGACGCACUCUGUCUCUCGCAAACGGGCUAGCGUUGUCUUGCAGCUUGCUCCUGCGGCGACAAGACCGCUCUCUGGCAGCGUACAACAACGAUCCCACGCUCAUUCAUCAUCUACUUCUGGUCAGAACACGCCGCUGCCGACAGCUUCGUCUGGCGCGCCGAGCAGCAAGACCGCAACACCCGCGGACUGGCCACCCGCCUCGCCAGCAAAACGAUCUUCUUGGGCCAGAAACCCCUCAGUCCCUGUCUCUCCGGUCAGGCCGAGCCAUAGACAUAAACAGAGUCAAUCACGCGGCUCGAUCUCGAUGCUUGUCGCGAGUCAUCUGAAUAGCGCUCACUCGACGCCGACUUCCGCCCUACCUGGCUCAGACCGAAGGCGGUCUCUAGCCGCCGCAACACCCGCGCCCGAGCCUUUCGAGGCUUUUGCAGCGCAUGCGCACGCGUACGAGCACCAAUCACAGGGCUACAAUCCGCGCAUGAGCCUGCCACAUGCGGCUUUGCUCUUUGCGAGUCCAGCACAAGGCUCGCUCGCUAGCUUUCCCAUGUUUCAAUCGGACUCGAACAGCAGUCAAGCGGCAGAAGCAUUACAAGCCAAGAUCACACCAGGCUCAAGCAUAGCGAUGAUGCCGUCGCGUACUCAGCCGCCCAUCUCGCCCGCGCUAGCGAGCAGCGCCUUUCGGCGGGGCUCAGAACCUGCAGCUACCGCCAGCGAUGCCGCGAGCAAUCGUCAGUCGGUGCGGCAUUCAAAGCGACAUUCGCGUAACAUGUCCAUAUCUGUGCCCGGCUUGUCUGCGUUCACUUUCGGACCGCCCAUCAUCACGCCUCCGUCGCCAAUGGUGCUCUCGAGCAGCUUCGGUAAUAAUGUGUCCGCGCUACAGUCAGCACCGAUCAGUCUAUCGGCUUCUUCUCCUGCCAUCGUCAGCGCUGUAGAUGAAGAGACUCCGGGUAAGCAUAGUCGGAGACAGUCGAGGCAUAUGCGCAAGUCCAGCAUGGCGACCAGACGCGAAUCCAUGGAAGUCAUGUCGGGCAUGCAACUUGAUUGCGCGAUGCCAGGCUCGCCCUCACCCGGGGGAACGCCCAACAUGGGCGGGCUGCGGUCGCCUGGAAAGGAUGACGAGCGCGAACAGUCGCCAGAAGAAGCCGCAAUGGAGCGCUCAAGGUCGCUGAUGGCCCUCGAAGGGCGACGUAUGUCGGCCUCAUCAUCAUCGCAUUCCUCGCCAGCGUUCCUGCAGGCGCCGUCAGCGCCUAACGUCAUGAUGGGCUUUGACCAGAUCCUCAUGCCCGAAUCUGCAGAGACUUUGCGAUCGCCCAAUCCUGCUUCACCCCAUUUCUCGCCUGCUCUAUUCAGUUCGACGGCUUUCUCGGCCAGUGGUAGUCCGCAGCACGCGCAAUUCAUGGGCUCGCCUAGCUUCGGCGGCUCCUUCCAAAGCAGUCCGCUCUAUCAGUCUAGCAAGGCGAGCAAGCGCAGCAGCUGGAGCGCGGGGCAAGGACUUGGCGUAAGCAAUGAUGGUGGCACUCCUCUGAGUGCAAGUCUGCUUGCCGGCGGCCGCGGUGCGCUAGAUUUAGGCAUGCUCGUCGAAGAGAACGAAGAAGAUGAGGACGAUGCUACGACUUGGCAGGACACAUCUGUCACAUCCUCCUCCUCACUUUCGUCUACAGGUUCAAAAACCGCAAAAGGACCUCGUCCUCGGCCAGCUUCGAUAAUGGUCCCUCCGAGUCAGAUGUCUCGAUCUGCGACUAUGUCGCCCUCAGAUAGCAUGCCACCGAAGCCCCUCGCCUUGCCGGUCGGCGCGACGCUCUCGAAGUCUACGCCGGCAGGUCUGCGCACGCUCAGCUUAGGCACGGCCAGCUCAGCUGCUCCCGUCAGUGGCCCUUCAAGCGCUCCUGUAUCGACAGCGCGCCGCACCAGCAUUUCAUCAAAGAGGAGCUCGCUUGGCUACAAGACGCAGAUCAAUGGAUCGCUGCCACCCACUCCCAGCUCAGCAACGUCUGUCUCUCAUCGGUCUCCUUUGUCGUUGGCGACAGGAGCUGUACCGCUGCGAGCAAUAUCUAAUCCUGUCGCGCGCUCGCCCUCUACAACUGCCACCUCGCCGGGCGUCACAGAUAGCAACUCAACGCCCAGAUCUCCCACCUCUUAUUUUAGUCAGCCGCCUUGGAUGAGCGACAAGACUGCAACAGUCUCAACGCAGACUGAAGCUACCACCGUGCCAAUGUUCAGCCCCAAUGUGUCCAUGCUCGCACAUAGCCAGAGCCAGGCCGAAGAUGAUAAUGCACAGAUUGCUCGCCUCGAGGCAGAGGUCGAGCGCUUGACCGUAGAGCUUGCGGAAGCGCGGCAAGUCGACCUCACGGAAGCAACACCACUUCGCCAGCGAGUUGCGAAGCUUCAGACGGAUCUCGAUAACGUACAUGCUGAGAAACGUGCCGAAGCAUCGCAACACAAAGCCCAAGCCGACGCGUUGCGCGCCCAACUGAUGGAAGCAAGCGAACAACUCGCGGAUCUCGAGCUUCAACGAGGCGUUCUGCAAGACGAUGUCGAUGGCUGGCGGGGCCGUUGCGCUGAUCUCGAGCGUUCGGUUGAACGCGAAAAAGACCGGAUAGACGAAGAACGCAAGGAGAGUGCGACCGCACGCGAGAAAGUGCGCAAACUUGGCGAUAGGUUAGCCGCCACCCAAGCCGAGGUCAAUAGCCUGCGUCAAGCAAUGGCACCUACGACCGACGAGCACAAAGCACGCAAGUCCAACGCAGAAGACAUCGCUCUAGCGGCUGCCCAAGCGCGUCUCAUUGGCGAGAUGCGUGACCAGAUCUUCUCAAUGGCUGCGACGCUCGAGAAGGAGCGCUCGGAGACUGCCAAAGCGCGGAGUCAAGUCCAGCAUCUGCAGCGCCAGCUUCUCGCACAACCUACAACUAAUAUGCUUGGAAUGUCACUGCCUACAGGCGAGACGACGCCCGUGGUAAGCUCGGCGCCCCUCGAUGACUAUUCACGACGUCAGGCAAGCGAUGCGUCGACGAAUUCGUACGGACAAAGCUUCUCGUCCGGACAGAUGUCAGAGGAUCUGUCAUUCUCCUCAGAGCCUUCCUCGCCGCCGUCUCAUGCCACGUCUUUCGCAUCAGGCCGGAAGCAGAGUGAACAGAUGAGCAUAUCUGCCUCGCAGACCAUUCGAAAUCUGCAGACGCUGCCAGAAGAAGACGAAGAAUUGGACGAUCAGAUCACGACGGUGAUGCCGGGCUCGCAGAGCACACUUUUGCCCUCGUCAGCCAGUCAAUCAGACCACGAGCUGCCUGUGCCUGAGCUCGACUCGGAUGGUGAUCGCGCUUGCUCGACUGCGUCGUCAGAUGCUCAUCCCAGGACGCCGUCGAAGGAGACACUGCCUCUACUACCAGUACAGCCCUCCCAUGGCCGCAGCGAUUCUUUCAUUCGCGCAUGGUCAUUCCCGAAGGGCCCCGUGGCAGAUGUCAAGCAACGCGAUGACCGCGACGAUGGCUUCUUCCAGCUCGGCAAAGCCCUUUUACCUGCUGUGCCGAUUCCUGAGCAUCUAUUCGGCAAUCUGCCGUUCGGCGAGCUUGACGAUGAAGAUGCAGUAAGUCAUCGGACGUCGAUGCACAGCUACAAGUCAUCAGGCCCCCCCAGUCCAACGAUGUCGAGGUGGCCAACGAAUCGAACGAGCGUCUCUUCGGCUGGUUCGGUCUCGUCAGCUGCAGGAAAAGGACGCGUCUCUCUACAAAGCAUCUCAUCGCUUCUGGGGUCGUACGUGUCGUCAGCCGUUGUCGUUGCAGGACCGGGCGACGCGUCCGGUAACACGACAGUGCAAGACUUGCGCGAGCACGAGUCUCGUGUCUUCAGCGAUCAAUCGACCACUCGGAUCGCUCAGAGCAUGCUAGCUUCGACUGCCAACGCUAACCUCUAUUCAGAAGCUCAGCUCAUCCCAGCAAGGUUCGGCAGGCUUGAGCCCAAGCAACUGCGACCAUCGCCCCUGUCGCGACUCGACUUUACGCUCGCAUGCGGCGCACUCAGGAGUGAGCUUAUCAAUCUAUAG
Mixia osmundae IAM 14324 is the source of this 5271-nucleotide messenger RNA. RefSeq lists its product as uncharacterized. Bases 1 to 5271 code for a protein of 1756 amino acids. NCBI's taxonomy places the organism in Eukaryota, Fungi, Basidiomycota, Mixiomycetes, Mixiales, Mixiaceae. The transcript has 8 exons. The record is from RefSeq and is a predicted model, not a curated record.